UCUUUAUUUUAACUUUUUUUUUAUUCUUUUUUUAAGAAAAACUUUUUUUUCUUCCUUUUCAAGUACGAAAAGUAAAAACAAUAUAUUUUUCUUCGAAUUUCAUUUAUAUUUAUAAAACCCUUCAAACAAUUUUUUUGUUACUUUGCAUUUUCAUUACUGAGAUUCGUUUCACUCGUUGAAAUUCAGGCUGAGAUAUAUAGUAAAGAAGAGUUUUGAUGUCUUCAAGAACAUUGAGGAGAAGACUCCAUCACGGGGAUGUCGAUGGCAAAAGGAAGGAUCAUUUGGAUACGUCCGAGUUAGAUUCUUUGAAUGAGCCCUUGUUGGGGGGUGAUGAUUAUAUUGAGAACAAGAAGAUAUGUACACUUGAAGAUUUGUGGGAUGAUGAGAGGAAGAAGGCGCAAAUUCAUUGGACAUUCUUGUUUUCAAACCUUAUCGCGCAAUGGGCACAGUGGUUAGCGAACGUUGUAAUCGGGUCUGGGUCUCUUCUUGGUCGUCUUUUAUCUCUUCCUUCUAACGCUCUUUACUUGCAAAAUAAUAGGAUGCUGCCUCCACCUCUUAGCCCUGUGCAGGAAGAAAGACUAAGAAACUUACGGCAACGGCUUGAAGUCCCUUUUGAUGGUUCUAAAACAGAGCACCAAGAAGCUCUUUUACUAUUGUGGAGAUUGGCUUAUCCCGACAGGGAGCUUCCUUCACUUAAAUCAGAUGUUUGGAAGGAAAUGGGAUGGCAAGGUUCAGACCCAUCAACAGAUUUUAGGGGUGGAGGAUUUAUAUCAUUAGAGAACCUCAUCUUUUUCGCGCAGAAGUAUCCAGCUUCAUUCCAGCGAUUGUUGCUUAAACAAGAUGGAGUCAGAGCAGAGUGGGAAUAUCCAUUUGCAGUAGCUGGAAUCAAUAUUUCAUUUAUGUUGGUGCAGAUGCUGGAUCUUCAAUCAGUUCAUCCAUCUUCUUUGCCAGGAAUCUAUUUUCUACGGCUGCUUGAGGAGGAUGAAAUGGCAUUUGAUAUCCUUUUCUGCAUCGCCUUUCAAAUGAUGGAUGCUCAGUGGCUAGCAAAGCGUGCUACAUAUAUGGAAUUUAACGAUGUUUUGAAGUCAACAAGAACGCAGUUAGAGCGGGAGCUUGCUCUUGAAGACAUCUCCAGUAUAAAAGAUUUACCUGCUCACAACAUGUUGUGAUGAUUAGUGAUCAUUUUAGUUCAACAUUUCUCUCUUCCAUUUUGUAGCUAGAGAAUGUUACAUUAAAUGUAUCUAAAGUAUUUGUGAUUCUAUCUCUGAAUAGAAACAUGAAAAUCAUAAGUGAAAGUGGGAUCCCAAAUAUCAGAUUAAUCUUUCUGUUGAUUUCCA
Lathyrus oleraceus (garden pea) is the source of this 1337-nucleotide messenger RNA. RefSeq lists its product as uncharacterized. NCBI's taxonomy places the organism in Eukaryota, Viridiplantae, Streptophyta, Magnoliopsida, Fabales, Fabaceae. Bases 216 to 1169 code for a protein of 317 amino acids. The record is from RefSeq and is a predicted model, not a curated record. The transcript has 10 exons.